Molecule: messenger RNA, 2850 nt
Organism: Nematocida homosporus
Lineage: Eukaryota; Fungi; Microsporidia
Exons: 1
Coding region: 1-2850 (949 amino acids)
Biological process (GO): regulation of ARF protein signal transduction
Molecular function (GO): guanyl-nucleotide exchange factor activity
Source: RefSeq, a predicted model, not a curated record
AUGUUAGUAACUAGAGAAGAUGCGAUUGCUCGAGCAGCCGUAAGAUUGGGAAAACUAGUUGAGUAUGGUGGAAAGGAAACAAAAGACAUUAUAGAGCGGUUUAAUGCGGUGGCUUUACGAGAAAUGAACAUUUCGGCUGAAGCACUUAUGAAUGCACUUGGCCAACUUUUCAAAUGCGACUCGAUGCAAGCCACUGAGAAGUUCUUAGUUCUAGAUGUCUUCUAUGAUUUACUAGUGGAUUUAGUAAGCCGGCGUGAAGAGAUAGAUUUGGGCGAAAUUCCAGCUAGUCUUAUGAAGAUGAAGUUCAUGAAGAAUGAAAAGCAUAUUGAAAGAGCGAUUAUUGUUUAUCUUAAUGUGAUUGUGCUUCUUUUACAAGUCAAAAACACUCAAGAGCACCGGAUCAAUAUUUUCAAAGUGUUCUGUACUCUAUUCAUGACCAAGUCUUUCAUUACUAGUACGCGUUGUGGUUACUUGAUUCCCCAUAUGUUUAAGGAGUUCUUGAAAGGUCAUCCGGAAUUUAUUGAUAAUCUACUGGAUAAUGAAGAUAAGUUGGUUCUUUGUCCGCCCUUACUAGAAGCCGUUCUUUCUUCGCAUAGCCAGAUGAACAGUCGGUUAUCACGUGUGAUAGUGGUGGAUUUCAUUAGGCGUAAAACUAACUCAACUGUUCUCUCCUCAGUUGGUAAGGGGUUCUUAGACCCCUUCUACUACCAAGUCUACAUGGAAAGAGAAACUGCGCCAGUGGAAACUCUAACACCUAUUCUAAGCCAGAAGAAGUUCUUGGAGUACUUAGUUCUUGAUACGUCCUUGCGGCUCACGGGCAAGAAUAUCUUAGAUCGUACGAUUGAAAAGAUUCUUAUGUCAGGGCCAAUCCAUCUAGUUCGAAUGAUUCGAAGCAGUGACGAACCAGAAGGUUGUGCUUAUUGUCCUGUUGCCAAUGACUUAAUGAAGCACACGCAGACUAAAACUGAGUUGGAAGGACUUUUGGCCGAGUUCAACAAAUCGGGCGCACUAGAACCGAUCGUGACUUAUCUCAAGUCGAUUGGCUUUACUGAACCCGAGUUAGCAGCGGCCAGAUACUUACGUGCCCAUCCCGAUACGAAUUUAUACAUGCUAGGAAAGUAUAUUGGCAAGGAAAACCACCAGAACUUCCUUGCGGCCUUCUGCCAAAGCUUCUCUUUCAUUGAGCAUAGUAUUCUAUCGGCCCUUCGUGUCUUUCUGUUAUGUUUCAACCUACCGGGCGAGGGACAACAAAUCGAACGCAUUAUCUAUGCUUUCUGCACACGCUAUGCCGAGGAGAAGAAGCAGCACUUUGAUACGAUUCUUUCAGUAGCCAUGUCAAUCAUCAUUUUAAACACUAGCAUCCAUAAUGUGAAUAUGGUUAAGAAGAUUACCUUGGAAGAGUUUACCUCUAUUGUUCGUGGUGACUGUCCUAAUGUAGAAACUGAUUAUUUAGAGAGCAUAUAUGAGCAGAUCAAAAACCAAAAGCUGCAGGUUCCUCAGUCUAAUGCUGCUUCCGUGGAGAACAUUGAUAGUAUUGCUGCCCAGUCCGAGGCAGAUGAAAUGUUGCAUAAAGAACGUCUGCCUAGACAGCCUGGAAAGUACUGUAGUCGUUGUAGCCAAAUUGUUCAUCUCUACAUUCUUGAGCGCUAUCAAAUCAAAAAUUAUCUUAUUGAAAACAGUUCGAACGCUGAAAUCAGGGAGUUUAUUGCUUUAUGUAUGCGUAUCAAUGCUCGGGCUAUUGCUUUUAGUGUGAUCCAAGACUCUCCCGAUCUUAACUUUGUGCUGAGGUUGGUUUAUGACUAUCGCCACGAAAUUCUUCAUCUCUGGAAGUGUUUUGUCUCAACUCUAUCGGCUCUCUGUGCAGCUAAAGAAGAAUCACCUAAUGGAUCUCGUUUCUUCCGCACUAUCUUUGCUUUUGGCAAGGAGACCAAAAAGGACAAGAAAACGAUCUUUUCCGAUAGUGAGUUAGAUGAAAUUUUAUCAGUAACCAGUACGUUUUCAGAUAGUUCGCUUACGGAAGUGGCUAUGGAUUUGCUUGCGGAGUUGGAAAAGUCUAAGUCCAAAGCUCUUGCCCAAGUGGCUUAUCUCCUUGUCUACAAGAACCUUCAGCGCAUUCAUUUACUUACACCACUACUGGAGAUAUCUAUCUCGUCCGCUCUAUUCUUGCCUAAAGAGUUCGUGGCCAUCUGCAGUGCUGCUCCUUUACUUGAGAUGGUUGAGCUGCUAUCAGAUAUUUCUUACAAAACCUCUAAACACACUUCUUCUGUUGUUCUGGCCGUUCUCCAGCACAUCACCAACCGGUUUAUCGAGCAUCCUCCAACUGCCAUCGAGAUGGCAAAGACCGAAAAGUGGCUUAUCACUCUAAUCAGUUCGGAAGCUUUCAAACACCGCGAACAAGAAAUACUCCAAAAUAUCUGGGAUGCUAUCGAGCAGCUAGCUCUACAGAUAGACAGUUCGGGCCAUGAUUCCUUCGAAGUGUUUAUUAAGCUCAAAGACAUACUGAAAGAGAAGAAUAAGCUUGUGAUCAUCACCAAUACUCAAAUGUACUACAAGAGCAUCAACCGAGUACUUCUAUGCUUAGAUCUCGUGCAGAACGCCAAAAACAAAGAGACUGAAGCUCUACUACUCCAAGUCUUUUCCGAUCUGCUGGAAAAAGAUCUUGAAGGCAUUGCUAGUAUCCUUGAAAGUUGUGAAAACGUUCUGGAAAAGACACCCAUCCACGAACCGCUUGGAAGACUUCUCUAUGAGAAGAUCAAAACUGAUGAUGGACAAAGCACCAAGUACCUCCAAAAACUCUUCUCUAAACUCAACAUCAAGGCAACUGAUACCGAAGAAGUGAUCGACCUUUAA